AGAAUACAGUAAGUCGAUGUGAGUUUGAUGUUCGCGUGUUUUGCGAACUGAGUGUCACGGCAUGUUAACAACCGGAAGGCGAGGAGCGAAAGCUUCUCGAACGCCUUCACUUAUUAAUCUAUGUCGGCUUCGGGAUCGCUUGGGUGGGUCUGAAUCCGGUGCACUGUAUUUAAAAGACAUCAUCGAGCACCCGAUGAGCGCACCUGUGGUGAAGGUUCGAGAUAGAGUUGAAGCAAAGUUAGCGAAGGCUAUUUCGAAACCAGUCAUUGACAGCUGUAAAUGCAUCAGUGAGGAAGUUGUAGACUUGUGCAAAUUCAAGUCUUGUGCGGAAGCGACGCAGUUAUCCAAUUUUUUGCAAGAAUUGCACUUCAGUACCAUUCUCCGAGUGCAUGACAUCAUUGCAAAGAAAAAAUUCGAGGCCGGGAUUUCGACGGAAACAGAUGAAGAGAAGCUCAAUCUAGAUAUAGUUGAAGCAGCUGAAAAACUCUCCAAAGCUUCGACUGAAGACUCCGGUGUUAAUUCAAGACCGUCAUCGCGAUCAGGAAGUGACGGAGAUAUGGAAGAGGAAGGUGUUACCAUACGCAUGGUCGGGUUAAGAAAAUCACCGUACGAACCUCUGGGAGUGACAGUUCGUUCCGAGGAUGGGAACUUGUAUGUUGCACGCAUCCUAGGAGGCGGUGUUAUUGACCGUCAGGGAUUGUUGAACGUCGGUGAUGUCAUCAGAGAGGUCAACGGUGUUGAAGUUUCAACUCCGGAGGACCUUGCCGAAGUGAUCAAAACUACAGGUGACACGAUCAACAUGAGAGUGGAGGCAAACUUCCUUGAAAACGGAGGUGGUCCUCAGGUAGGAGGUGGAUACGAAUCAAUGCAUGCCGUGUGUUAUAUGAGAGCACUUUUCAAUUACAAUCCUGAGGAGGAUACACUCCUUCCCUGUCCCGAGAUCGGACUUGCCUUUCACCAAGGUGAUGUGCUUGAAAUCGUGGACCAAAGUGAUCUCAAUUGGUGGCAAGCCCGCAUCGUGGGUAUCGGAGGUAUUGGCGGCCCGAAAGGGCCAGCGGGCCUCAUUCCAUCGCAGGAUUUAGAGGAACGAAGGAAAGCGUUUGUAAAGCCUGAGUUCGACUACGUUCACAAAACCGGCUUAUGUGGAACAAAAAUUUCGAAGAAAAAGAAGAGACAAAUGUAUCAAACGAAAGCGUAUUCUGAUUUCGAGAAAGCGGAACUUCUGAUGUACGAGGAAGUUGUUCGGAGCCCACCAUUUCAGCGGAAGACGUUGGUUUUGAUCGGAGCCGCAGGAGUCGGACGCAGAACGCUCAAAAAUAAACUCAUUGCCUCUGAUCCUACCAAAUUUGGCGCUGUUAUACCGUUUACUUCCCGCCCAAUACGACCCGGUGAGGAAGAUGGGAAAAACUAUCAGUUCGCCUCACUGGCUGAAGUUGAGAAGGACAUCACCAACCACAAGUACCUCGAGUAUGGUGAACAUGAUGGUCACAUAUACGGCACAAAGUUGGAUUCCAUACGUUCUGUAAUCCGCUCUGGGCGAAUGUGUAUCUUGGAUUGUUCACCUGCCGCUGUCAAGAUUCUUCAUAAUUCGCCCGAGUUUCGUCCUUUCGUGGUUUUCGUUGCUGCACCUGGUGUCGAGCAACUUCGUUUCAUGAACGAAUACGGACGGGUUAUGGCCGGCCAGUCCCAGCGUACCCUGACGAUGGACCGAGCGCUCCGUUACUCCAGUCGUCGUGCGAGGACCAUGGAAUCCCUGGCGUCAUUUAUUGAAGAUGAAGACCUCCGUCGAACCAUGGAAGAGAGUGCCCGUCUGCAGCGUGCUUACGAUAAGUACAUUGAUAUCGUAGUCGUCAACGAGGACUUCGACCUCACUUUUCAGAAGCUUCUUGACGCGCUAGAGACCUUGAGCACUGAGUCUCAACCUGGGAUGUUUCGAAAAAAAAAGCCACCUCCCACGGAGCCCCGUCGAGCUCCACCUAUUCCGUUUCCGAUGAUCGGAGAGAAGAUGGAAGGAGACGCAAUGGAUCAUCUUGAUAUAGAUGAUGCUGAUUUGGAAGACGAGCUGAUGGACUUAUUAGGCGGCGAUGGAGGGUCUGGAUCCCGUCCUGUUGCGAAAAAGCGGGCUCAAGCAUCAGUCCCGUCCAAUCGUGCUGCUGCUGCAUUUCCGAAAGUCAAGCAGCAGGCACCAGUUAAAGUGGACUCGUAUGCAUCUGGAGAUGAAGGUAGUGACGUCAACGAAGACGAAAUUGAUGAGCUCGAGGAUGAAUUAAAGGGCGUGCUGGGACACCAUGACCAGAAAUCGACUUCCAGUUUCGAAUCAUCUUCCGCUUUGAUGAGCGAAGACGAAGCUAGACCUCCGCCUUCGGGUUCUAUUUCCAUUCUAGAGUUGAAGUCAAGACUAAAUGCUUACGUUGAUGGCGAAAAAACUGUAAAAAGUGCCGGCGAUCUUGCAAAAGCCCGCCGGUAUGGUCGGGCCAUAAAAACUCUUCACGACAUGAUCAAAGAUGUAUCAAAGGGGAAAGCAGUCAAUGAAGAGGAUGUCCCACCAAUGAUAGCUGUAAAUUCCUCGUCGAAAACUGGCCUUCUCGAAAGUUCAGCACAGAGGCCCGUAACUGACGUGCCAAAGAAGGAUUGUGAUUCGCCCCAGCCGAUGUCGAGAACUACGAGCUCUUCUUCCGCUCCGAUGCGAGCUGCUCCAUUACCACCGAGACGUGCUCCCCCUCCACCUAGUUGUGUUCCUGUUGAACCAUCGACUUCAGAAACUCUCCUUGUUGACCUUACCCCUAUAACAAAGCAACCAGUUGAUUCACCAAAGCCGAUUAUAUCCCCGGAUGACGAAAUUUCUCGGUUGAAACAGGCCGCUGUUGCCGCGAAGAAAAGUGGUGACAAAGCGAAAGCACUGGAGCUGUUGAAGAAGGCGAAGGAACUGGAUGGCAAAUUAGAGGAUUCAGCGUCUGUAGAACCCUGCGUUGACAUUUCAGUGAAGCCAGCGACCACUUCCGUAGUCAAGAAAAUCGAUGAAAAUCCUAAUUUAAAAGCUCAAGUCCCGGAAUCGACUGCUACUGAUGAGCCACCGACUCCCAGUAGUGUUCUCGAGGCUUUGGAGCAACGCUUGGCCAAGUAUCUUGCAGUGAAGAGUGAUGCCGAAACUGAGGGUAAUUCGCGGAAAGCUAGAAUGUACGGACGAAUUGUUGGACAGUAUCAGGAAGCCAUUAGAGAUCAUAAGAAGGGUAGACCUAUUCCUGUUGAUGAACUACCAACGCCUCCAGGUUUUCCUCCUAUACCAACUGGACCUGUAAAAUCAGAAGCUCUUGGAGCGCCAACGUCGUCUAAUCAGGGAUUGCCAGCAGUACCAAGUGUUGCUGUGGUUAGGGUUGAGAAUUCCGACGGAAGCUACGCCACUGUCGAGCCAGUACCUACAUCGAAUAUCUUGAAGGAAGCUAACUUGAAACCGGCACCAUCACCGAUUUCAAAAUCUCCGGCCACAUCACGUGACCCCUCUCCGAGCAUACCGGGACAAACCAGAGUAUCUCAACAGCUCGCUAUCAUCAAGCAAAAACAACACGAAUACAAGACCGCAGCGUUAGAAGCGAAAAGGCGUGGAGACCUCGCAAAAGCGAAAGAAUUCUUAAAGAUAUCCCGUGGAUUUGAUCCUAUGAUUGAAUCGUUGGAAGGCGGGCUUCGCGUGGACACCGUGAAUAUCCCGUCGUUACCGGACUUGAAUGAGGAUAGGAAUGAUUUUAUUCUGAUGGGCAGAGAAGAUAGUAUCCUGCCAUUCAAUACAGCGGCAUUGGAUCAACUUGAAGAAAUUCUUACUCGUCAGUUGGCUAUGAGUUCAGAAUUCAAGGACUACUUCCACAAGAUAGGAGAUGUGAUCAGUGCGAGUCGUUUUGAAAAUAGAGCCGCCAUCUGCCGACGUGAUCUUCAGAAGCUUGGCAAAAUCAAAGGAAGUGGAUUUUCUGGUAGUCAAGGCCCAAAAAUCAUACAGGAAACUAGAAAAUUUCUGAUUGCAAGCGGGUGGUUCCGGGGAGACCAAUUGUAUGGAACUGCCGUCGUUAAGCUGAAACCCCUGGAAACCCAAUGCAAUUUGCACGACACAUAUGACUUGAUGGACGGAAGAAAAGCUGUAGGCGGAAAUCUUGAAAUCAUGAUUCGCUUGCGGAAUCCAAUUUUGAAGAAAGAAACUGAAGAGAUGACAAAACGAUGGACUAUUGUUGACUGGGAUUCCGUGGCACAGCGCUGAAAAUUGCCUGCUUCGUUUCGGCCGACUGGUUUUUUUUUUGCAUCGGUGUGAUACGUUUUCGUUUAUUAGUGAAGCCUUGGUUCUUGCGCUUGAAUCCACCCUUUAGCUUGAAUGCAAACAAACGUGAUCGGUAUAUGGUGAAAAUAUAUCCUAGUUCUGCUAUUGUGUACA
Molecule: messenger RNA, 4414 nt
Organism: Notodromas monacha
Lineage: Eukaryota; Metazoa; Arthropoda; Ostracoda; Podocopida; Cyprididae
Source: the annotation of a GenBank genome assembly